This is a messenger RNA of Mytilus trossulus (common blue mussel), 2193 nucleotides long. RefSeq names its product sialin-like. Lineage: Eukaryota; Metazoa; Mollusca; Bivalvia; Mytilida; Mytilidae. The transcript is spliced from 11 exons. The record is from RefSeq and is a predicted model, not a curated record. Gene Ontology annotation, molecular function: transmembrane transporter activity. The coding region runs from base 106 to 2193 and encodes 695 amino acids. Gene Ontology annotation, cellular component: membrane. Gene Ontology annotation, biological process: monoatomic anion transport; transmembrane transport.
UAAUUAUGUGGAAGCACGUCUUUAAUCUUGCAUCAGACAUUUUCUCUACUCAUAUAGCCUUGUAAAUCGUUAUGUGUUAUAGUGUAUAUCAAUUGCAUAUAGGAAAUGAUGACCACGAAAGGUAAGACUACGCAGAAUGGAUGUGUUCAGUAUAAUGGAACAUUUAAUAACAACGAAGAACAAAAUGGAGUUAAAAAGUAUGAAAAACACAGGGUUUCUUUUUCUAAUUAUACAAAAUCUACAUCGAUAUCGUCUGAUUCCAUGCCUGAAGUUAGUUCUUUACAAAGACCGUCCCUUAUAGAAAUGUAUACAUCAAAACGUUGGGGAAUUACUUUUUUGGCUCUAACAGUGAUUACUUUGUCCUUGACCUUGAGGAUGGGAAUGAGUAUGGCAAUCGUGUGCAUGGUGAAGCCAAAGAAUAACAACGACACUUUAUCUUUUAACCAAUCACAGAGCUUGUUAAUUUCGAAUCAUAACGAGGAAUGGCUUGUUGACUGGGACAGUGAUACACAAGGCCAAGUUCUUUCAUCAUAUUACUAUGGGUUCCCUUUCUUCUGUGUUCUUGGUGGGUAUGCUGCGGGUAAAUACAGCGGGAAAAUAAUCAUGGUAAUCAUGAUGACAACUUUAGCUGUUGCGUCCAUGGGAAUCCCUUAUGCAGCUAUUACAAGUCCAUAUAUGGUCAUGGUGCUGCGGAUCAUUGUCGGUCUGGCAUCGGGUGGUAUAAUGCCUUGCAUCAUGCAGAUUUUAUCUAAGUGGACACCGCUUUUUGAAAAAUCACAAAUAAUCGCCACAGCUAUGGCAGGACAAAUCAUGGGGAAUGUUGUGACAUUUAUCUUCUCUGGCCUGAUGUGUUCUAUACCAUAUCAAAAUGGUUGGCCUUUUAUAUUUUACAUAUUUGGUGCUCUGAACCUCAUGAUAAUGGUAGUCUGGGUUAAAGUUGUUUAUGAUCAUCCUGAAGAUCAUCCAAAUAUGACAAAAGCUGAGGUGGACUACAUCACAAGAGGGCGACGUGACAGUGCAAAUGUCAAGAUGCCAGAUCCCCCAUGGCUGAAAAUUAUUACCUCACCGGCUUUCUGGGCUAUACUGUCUGCACAUAUAUCAUUUGGAUAUAUCUUCACAACACUUGGAACUUUUCUGCCGUUAUAUAUGAAUGACAUAAUGAAAUUUGACACAACCAUGAAUGGAGUUGUAUCAUCUGUGCCGUUUAUUGGUCGGUUGUUAGGGACAAUGGUCAGUGGAUAUUUUGCAGAUAAAUUUUAUGUGACAGGAUUAAUAUCGACACGGAGUAUAAGAAUUCUGUUUCAAAGUAUAGGUAUGUUUUUGUCUGCUCCAUUCCUUAUUGGACUAAGCUUCUUAGAUCAUACUCAGAGAGAGCUAGCAGUUGUUUUAUUAAUACUCUAUUGGUUUGUACAGGGUGCGUCGAGUUCUGGAUUCAGGGCAAAUCAUCUUGAUAUUGCUCCAAGAUAUGCAGGAGUACUCAAUGGUAUGACUAUAACAUGUGCAUCACUAGCGUCCCUUGUAUCUCCAUUGCUAACUACUGCUAUUGUCAAAAAUGGAACACAAGAAGAAUGGCAGAUUGUUUUCAUAAUAUGUGCCGGAGUUGGUAUUGUAGGCACUGUUUUGUUUGAUUGUUUUGCACAAGGCGAGGAGCAGUCAUGGGCACAGGAUCAGGAAAUCAAAAUAAAAACACCGCAUUCUUCUCGAAACGCAUCCCAAGCUAGUCUCAAUAAUGAGGAAUACAAGAUGGAGGAUGAAAUAAUGCAAAUGUCUUUACAAGAAAAUGCAAAAAAUACAGAUAAAGCUAGAUGUGCUUCUCUAGAAUUUGAAGAAAAAUUGAAGGACGAACCCAAGGUUGGUAUUGAUAACCGAACUUUUACACCUGAAGACAAUGAAACCAAAACUAAUAUUUCAAGCCAUGCAAAUGAUCAAGAAUCAAACUUUGCAGUUAUAAAUAACGAUCCAACAAUGAAGGACGAGAUACCUUUGGAUACUCACGGUAUAAUUUCCAAAGAAAACAAAUUUGAUGAAAUUGAAAUACAAAUUGAUGAUAAUUCAGCAGAUGAAGUUAUAAAUCAAAACACAUUCCAUCACGAAUCUUCAAUCCAUAUGUCUGAUAGUAAUGGAGCUUUGGUAAAUAGAAAACGUUUGAAAUUGUACAUUCCAAAUAGAAAGGACGAAAGUACCCGGUUAUAG